AUGAAGGAGUUGAGGCAUUUGAACUUGUCAGAUGCAGGAUUCAGUGGGAGUAUCCCUCAUCCGCUUGGAAACCUCUCUAAACUCAUUUCCCUGAAGCUCUCUUCAGAUUAUUCUUUGAGUGCCAAAAACCUAUGGUGGUUGACAAGCCUACCUUCUCUCCAUUACCUCCACAUGUCUUAUGUGAACCUUUCCAUGGCAAGCCAUGAUUGGGUGCACGUAAUGAACAUGUCUCCUUCCCUUGUUGAGCUAAGCUUAUUCGAUUAUGGUCUUUCAUAUAUUUCUCCAACUCUUUCUUCUGUUAAUUUCACAUCUCUCCGUGUCCUUGAUCUCUGUGGUAACAACUUCAACUCUACCAUUCCAAACUGGAUAGCUAACAUUAGUAGCCUUGUGUCCUUGCAUCUCUCAUAUAACAACUUUCAUGGUGAGGUUCCUUAUCAAUUUUCACAACUUCCUAACUUGGAAGUGCUGGGGUUGGGAUCAACUGAUGAUAACUUGAGGGUUGAUUGGUCAGAGUUCCUUGAAGGCAGCUGGAGGAAGCUGAAGAUACUUUAUCUAUCUUUCAGUCAGCUGCAUGGAGGAAUCCCCAACUCUAUUUGGAAAAUGACAUCACUUGAGUCUCUCUCUUUGUCAUUCAGUGAGAAUAUAACAGGAAGCAUUCCAAGAGCCAUAACUAAGCUUAUCAAUUUAGAGAGGUUGUCUUUGGAUGGAUACAAAAUGCAUGCGGUCAUUCCCGAUUGGUUAUAUGAGCUCAAAAAUCUUAAACACCUUACUCUCAUAUAUUGCAUGCUGACAGGCCCAAUCCCUGAAGCUCUUGGAGGAUUGUUUUCCUUACAAAUUUUAUCUCUCCGUGGGAAUCAGUUGAAUGGGACAAUCCCAACAACUUUAGGACAACUUUCUAACUUGUAUUUGCUUGACCUCUCUGACAACUCCUUGACGGGAAACGUGUCUGAAAGUGUUUUUGAAAACCUCACAAAGUUAAGUUUUGAAAAUCUCUUAGCGAUGAAGAAUGAUCAGAAGAUAAAUCAUGUUCUUUCCUAUGGAGGGGCGAGAUCAUCAUAUUACAAAGAAAACUUGCUUGUGUCGGUGAAGGGGCAAAUGCUUGAAUACACAAAAACAAUUUCGCUGGUUACAUGCAUUGACAUUUCAAGAAAUAACUUAUCUGGAGAGAUCCCUGAAGGACUCAUAGGACUUUUGGGAUUGCGUGCUUUAAACUUAUUUGGAAAUCAUUUGACCGGAAAGAUCCCAGACGAGAUUGGUAAAUUGACAUUGCUAGAGUCUCUUGAUUUCUCUGAAAAUCAGCUUUCAGGUAUAAUUCCUCUAAGCAUGUCAAAUUUAACUUUUUUAAGUUGCUUGAACUUGUCAUUUAACAACUUGUGGGGGGAAAUUCCAUCUGGAAAUCAGCUCCAGACAUUCCAAGAUCCUUCUAUUUAUAUGGGCAACAACAGACUUUGUGGACCUCUUCUUCUAGAUAAGUGUGCUAGCGAUGAGACUCCUCCAGGUCCUGGUGACCUUGAAGAAGAUGAAGAAGAGGAUGAGAUUCGUUGGUUUUACUCUGGGCUGGGACCAGGAUUUGCAGUUGGGUUUGGGACCUUAUGUGGCAUUUUAGUGCUCAAGAGGUCUUGGAGGAUUGUCUAUUACCACUUCUAUGAUGAGAUGAAAGAUAGACUUUUUUACUAA
Magnolia sinica is the source of this 1677-nucleotide messenger RNA. Its product is annotated as receptor-like protein 43. Gene Ontology annotation, molecular function: protein binding. The transcript has 2 exons. Bases 1 to 1677 code for a protein of 558 amino acids. The record is from RefSeq and is a predicted model, not a curated record. NCBI's taxonomy places the organism in Eukaryota, Viridiplantae, Streptophyta, Magnoliopsida, Magnoliales, Magnoliaceae.